UCCGCCAUAAGACACACAAACUGUGACAGUGUGUGGUCUGCUUCGCCCCUCCCUCGUCCGAAUCUAUACUUCUCAGGUACUUCCUUAGUUCUUGAAGUCAGUUUGGUUUGAAAUGGCAGAUGAAAUACCUACGCGUAAAUGGGUGUUCAUGGUAACGGCUCAAACGGCCACCAACAUAGCAGUGAUAAAAUACUGGGGGAAGAGAGAUGAAACCUUGAUUUUGCCCAUCAAUGAUAGCAUCAGUGUUACAUUAGAUCCGGCGCAUCUCUGCACCACCACCACUGUGGCUGUGAGUCCCAGCUUUGAGAAAGAUCGCAUGUGGCUCAAUGGCAAGGAGAUAUCUCUUUCUGGAGAUAGAUACCAAAAUUGUUUGAGGGAGAUUCGCUCAUGUGCUAGCGAUGUUGAGGAUGAGAAGAAAGGUAUCAAGAUCACAAAAAAGGAUUGGGAGAAACUGUAUUUGCACAUUGAUUCUCAUAACAAUUUCCCAACUGCUGCUGGUUUGGCUUCCUCAGCUGCCGGUUUUGCUUGUCUUGGCUUGUUUAGGCAACCUAGUGCAUUAGGUUCCCGCUCCCGCUCUAUGGGUUUGAGGAGAGAUACAUGUUGCUUUGGGUUUAAUACUGUCAAUCAAGUUUUUGCCCUUGCAAAGCUAAUGAAUGUGAAAGAAGACCAAGGGAAACUUUCUGCUAUAGCAAGGCAAGGUUCAGGCAGUGCUUGUCGUAGUUUGUAUGGUGGAUUUGUCAAGUGGAAUAUGGGAAAAGCUGAGGAUGGAAGUGACAGUAUUGCAGUUCAACUUGCAGAUGAGAAGCACUGGGAUGAUCUUGUUAUUGUUAUCGCUGUGGUAAGUUCACGACAGAAGGAAACAAGUAGCACCACAGGAAUGCAUGAGAGUGUCGAGACAAGUAUGCUUAUACAACAUAGAGCGGAGGAAGUUGUACCAGAACGCAUAAUUCAAAUGGAAGAAGCCAUAAAAAAUCAUGAUUUUCUCUCUUUUGCGCGUCUGACUUGUGCCGACAGUAAUCAGUUUCAUGCUGUCUGCCUGGAUACAUGCCCCCCUAUAUUCUACAUGAAUGACACGUCCCAUAGGCAAGCCUUUGCUUCUCUGUUUUUCUAUGCUCAUCUUGACUGUGGCAUUGUGAUAAUUAAUUGUGUUGAGAAAUGGAAUCGUUCUGAAGGAACACCUCAGCUGGCGACUGGUUCUUCCCAUUGCAGACGCCUUCUCUUCUUUUUGUCCCAUAUUCUUCACAGUAGAAGUGUGGAGAGUGGUGCAGUAGAACCUGGUUUGGAUAAAGUGUUGUGGCAGAGGCGGCAUAGGAUAGUAGAUAUGGGUGAAAGAGUGAAAAAGUUGUGUGUCCAACUUGUCUUUGUCUGGGAUUUGGUAAGGGAAGAAGAUGGCAGGAAAAAAUUGGUGGGUUUUGGAGAUCUUAGUUCGCAGUUGGAAGAGUAG
Ilex paraguariensis (yerba mate) is the source of this 1444-nucleotide messenger RNA. The record is from the annotation of a GenBank genome assembly. NCBI's taxonomy places the organism in Eukaryota, Viridiplantae, Streptophyta, Magnoliopsida, Aquifoliales, Aquifoliaceae.